Macrobrachium nipponense is the source of this 1223-nucleotide messenger RNA. RefSeq lists its product as uncharacterized. Lineage: Eukaryota; Metazoa; Arthropoda; Malacostraca; Decapoda; Palaemonidae. The record is from RefSeq and is a predicted model, not a curated record.
AAAGUAUUGAAGACCUGGAAAUUCGUCAUGAAGCAACACUCAUUGUAGUUACAAAAAAACGCAAGGAAUAUCCCUCCCGUAUUGCUAACUAUCUUGGGAAAAAGCGAAGGCUUCAGAAAAAUGCUGUACAAAUAAUGAAGGUUGAGCUUCCUCUCAGGACACCUUUGGAAGUUGAAGAACCCAACUACACAGUUGCUGACCUUUCAUUUAAGAAUUCACAAAGUGUUCUCUCUGAAAGCUUGCAACAUCUUCAGCCUUGUAUCCAGCGCCUCAACAAUCUUGCUGAUGCUGUUAGCACUCUUCAGAUGAUUCAUGAUGAUCCUGCAGAGAAGAUAUGUUCUGCAAAAUCCUUGUGAUUAGGUUAGACAGAAUCUGUAAGGCUUUACCAAGUACUAUAUUAUGGUGUGAGAGAAAAUUAGUUUAUUUUUACUUUAAGUAGCUCACUGUCAUAGUUGUUCAUGAAUUUGGGAUUAGAUUUCGGAUGUGGAUUACAAUGUUAGAGUAAAUUUGGUGUGAAUGUAACUAGGUUUUUGGUUUAGGAUACAGUGAUUUGAACCUCUGGUCUUCCGUACUUCGAUAACAUUCCUAAUUGAUGAGUAACUUGAGCACAGGAGACUUUUUCUUUUAUACAUGCAUUAACAUACACAAUAUAAAUGUCUAGCUGAUGUGUAGCUAACAACAAUUAUUCAGUGAGAUACCCAAGUGGUAGUUUUGUAUUUACAUCACAGAAACAGUUAACAUUAAGCAAUUUACAAAAGUAAAAAUAACUAAAAUAUCUCUAGAAAAUAUACAAGUAACUCGCUGCCACUUUUGUUCUAGAGUUUGGGAUUAGAUUUUGGGUGUGGAUUAUGAUGUUAGAGUAAUUUUGUUGUAAAUGUAACUUUAGGUUUUUGGUUUAGGAUAAAGGGAUUUGAACUUCUGGUCUUUCUUACUUUGUUUACAUUUCUAAGUGAUGAGUCAUUUGAGCAGAAGAGAUGAUAACGAUAUGUUAAAAAAUCAAUGCUUAGAAAUUCGAUUCAGAACUUGGAGUCUAGUUUUGAAAAGCAGUGGUUCACAGUUAGGUAUGAAAAACUGAGUUAAUAUUUUUAGCAAUUAUUUUAAUUUUUCAUCUGCAGACUUUCUUUGGAUCCCAUUGUCUCUAAGAACCUAACUUUGAUAUUCAUGUAUCGAUAUCUUUCUGGAAGUGUUGAAAUGUGCAUUGUAAUAUAAAUUAAAGUAUUUUA